Messenger RNA from Populus trichocarpa (black cottonwood), 720 nucleotides. Its product is annotated as pentatricopeptide repeat-containing protein At5g48910. Gene Ontology annotation, biological process: RNA modification. Gene Ontology annotation, molecular function: protein binding; zinc ion binding; RNA binding. The transcript has 4 exons. The record is from RefSeq and is a predicted model, not a curated record. Bases 1 to 720 code for a protein of 239 amino acids. Lineage: Eukaryota; Viridiplantae; Streptophyta; Magnoliopsida; Malpighiales; Salicaceae.
AUGAGGGAGAGGAGCUUGGUGUUGUGGACUACGGAGAUGUCUGGUUAUAUUCAAGCACUUUCACCUCAUGUUCAUGUAGAAGACUUUGAAUUAGGAAGAGUUGCUCAUACCUUGAUUGUGACAUACAGAAUGAUUGUGAAUGGAUUUCUUGGGAAUGCUGGAGACUUGAUGAAGUUUGCAUAUCUUUUGAGCAAGAAGAACGAGGUUGAUAUGGAUGCUAUGCUGGGAACUGCCUUAAUUGACAUGGCCUUUGAAAUCUUUUCUCAAAUAAUUUACCAGAACGUAUUUGUUUGUACUGCUACGAUAGCAGCAUAUUCCAUGGAGGGGCAUGCCCUGGAAGCAACAAGUCUUAACUUGGAAAUGGAGGAAAGAGGAGUAAAACCAGACCAUGAAACUUUCAUUGCUCUUCUCACAGCUUGUAGCCAUGGAGGUUUAGUUGAUAAAGGCUACAAGUAUUUCAACAGAUUGGCUGAUAUAGAGGGAAGAUUGCUCAUGAAACAGGAACUAUCAGAUACCACAUCUCAACAUAGCGAAGGUUGGCCUAUAAACAACCAAGGAAACUGUCCAUUCCGGGUUGUGAAUAGUGUUGGAGUUUGUAGAGAUUGUCAUUCGGUUAUGAAAAUCAUAUCUCAGGCCUGUGAUAGAGAAAUAGUUAUCGAGGAUAAUUAUAGGUUCCAUAGAUUCAAAGAUGGAUAUUGCUUCUGUAAAGAUUACUGGUGA